CACAACAGACUUUGCAGAAAAUAAACGAACGUUUAGCGGCAACUCACUGCCACCGCACGAUUCCAAAGCUACAAAUCGGAGAGCUGAGAAAACGCGGGUUGCUACCCUUGUCCAAGUUGUUUUCCCACUCACCUCAACGUCGCCGGAGUUUAUCGUGUUCGUCAGAAACAGUGACAAAUUCCAGGGUUUGUGAUGGAUGUGGAGUGGUCUGAAUCGCGGUACGAUGAUAGAAUCGAUAAUGAUGAUUCCCCAGCGAGGGAACAUUAUGACGAUGCUGAUGGUGUUGAUAGGUCUAGUAGGCAUAGGAGCAAGGAUAGGAAGAAGAGCGAUAAGGAGCACCGGAGUAUAGAGAAGGAUAGAGGUUCUGGAAGAGAACGUAAUAGGGACGAGCGUGAAAAGGAUAGGAGUAAAGAUGGUAAGGUAAGAGAGAAGGAUUAUGAUAGAGAGAAAUAUAGGGAGAAAGAGCGUGAGCGCGAGAGGGAUAGAGAUAAGAAGGACCGUGGUAAGGAUAGAGACCGUGAGAAGGAAAGGGAGAUUGAGAAAGAUAGUGACAGGGUGCGAGAGAAGGAAAGGGGGAAAGAGAAGACUAGGGAUAGGGAAAGGGAUAAGGUAAAGGAAAAAGAAAAGGAUAGGGAGCGCGAGAAACAUAGAGAUAGAGAAAGUUAUAGAGAUGGGGAUCGGGAUAAGGGGAAAGAUAAAGUUAGAGAGGAGAGGGAGAGGGAGACUGAUCGAGAUAAAGAUAGGUCAAGGGAUAGAGGAAGUAGAAGGGCACAUGAGGAAGAUUAUGAAUCGGGUAAUCUUGAUGAUAAAGUAGAUUACCACGAAAAGAGAGACGAGGAGGUUGGCAAGCAUGCAAAGUCUUCAAAACCCAAUCAAGAUGACAAAGACGGUGAAACAUCAGCACAGUUAUCAUCAAAAGAACUUGAAGAACGUAUUUUGAGGAUGAAAGAAACAAGGACAAAGAAACAAUCUGAAGCUGCUUCCGAGAUCUCAUCAUGGGUUAAUAAAAGCCGUAAGAUUGAAAAGCAAAGAGUGUUGCAACUCUCAAAGAUUUUUGAGGAGCAGGACAACAUCGCAGUAGAGGGAAGUGACGAUGAGGAUACGACCCAUCACACUGAUCACCUGGCGGGGGUGAAAGUUCUUCAUGGCCUUGACAAAGUUGCGGAAGGUGGUACUGUAGUUCUGACUAUCAGAGAUCAGCCUAUACUUGCUGAUGGUGAUGUUAACGAAGGUACAACUGCUUGGUGCUCUUUCUUAUAUUAUUCCUGUUUGAAUUUUGUGAGUUGUUGCGUGUCAUGUAAAAUAAUUUGUUUUUCUCACAUGCCAGACACUGAUAUGCUUGAGAAUGUGGAAAUUGGAGAACAAAAACGCCGAGAUGAUGCUUAUAAAGCUGCAAAAAAGAAAACUGGCAUAUACGAUGAUAAGUUCAAUGAUGACCCCUCUGCAGAAAAGAAAAUACUUCCAAAAUAUGAUGAUCCGGCUGCUGAAGAGGGUUUAACUUUGGAUGAAAGAGGAAGAUUCUCAGGUGAAGCUGAAAAGAAACUUGAAGAGCUCCGUAGAAGGUUAACUGGUGUUUCUACUAAUAACUUUGAAGACCUUACUUCAUCUGGAAAGGUAUCAUCGGACUACUAUUCUCAUGAAGAAAUGCUUCAAUUUAAGAAGCCCAAGAAGAAAAAGUCCUUGCGGAAAAAAGAUAAGCUGGACAUUAACGCCCUUGAAGCUGAAGCUAUCGCUUCAGGAUUGGGUGUUGGUGACCUUGGUUCUCGGAAAGAUGAAAAGAGGCAAGCCAUCAAAGAUGAACAAGAAAGAUUGGCAGCUGAAAUGAGAAAUAAUGCUUACCAGUCUGCUUAUGCUAAAGCAGAUGAAGCCUCCAAAUUACUUCGUCCAGAACAAUCUCUGAAUGUUAAAACAGGGGAAGAUGAUGAAACCCCAGUUUUUGCAGAUGAUGACGAGGAUCUUCGUAAAUCCUUAGAGAAAGCAAGACGACUAGCUCUUAAGAAACAGGAGGAGAAAGGAGCAUCUGGCCCUCAAGCUAUUGCUUUACUUGCCUCCUCAAAUCCUAGUAAUGAGACUGUUGAUGAUCAAAAUUCUACAGCGGGAGAGUCGAGAGAAAAUAAGGUGGUCUUUACAGAGAUGGAAGAAUUUGUCUGGGGUCUUCACAUUGAUGAAGAAGCACGCAAGCCAGAAGGUGAAGAUGUUUUCAUGCAUGACGACGAAGAUGCAAAUGUUCCUGUUGAGGAAAAGAGAGACGAGGCUGGUGGGUGGACUGAAGUUAAAGAAACUCAAAAAGACGAGCAACCCAACUCAGGAGACAAGGAGGCUAUAGUAGUUCCUGAUGAAACUAUACAUGAAGUUGCUGUAGGGAAAGGACUGUCAGGUGUAUUGAAACUGCUUAAAGAUCGAGGAACACUAAAAGAAACCACUGAAUGGGGUGGCAGAAACAUGGAUAAGAAAAAAAGCAAAUUGGUUGGGAUUGUAGAGGAUGAAGGAAAGGAAGCACCGAAUAAAAAGGAGAUUCACAUUGAGAGGACAGAUGAGUUUGGGAGAAUUCUGACUCCUAAGGAAGCGUUCCGGAUAAUUUCUCAUAAGUUCCAUGGUAAAGGACCUGGCAAAAUGAAGCAGGAAAAGCGAAUGAAGCAAUAUCAUGAAGAAUUGAAAUUGAAGCAAAUGAAGAGUUCAGAUACACCGUCACUGUCUGUGGAGAGAAUGAGGGAAGCUCAAGCUCUUAUGAAGACACCAUAUCUCGUAAUCAGUGGUCAUGUUAAACCAGGACAAACUAGUGACCCGAAAAGUGGUUUUGCUACAGUCGAGAAGGAUCUUCCUGGAGGCUUGACACCUAUGCUCGGCAAUCAGAAGGUUGAGCACUUUUUGGGACUCAAGAGGAAAGCCGAACAAUCGAGCUCGGACACCCCCAAAAAGGCGAAAUCUUGAUUCAAGCUAAUAUCCUUACAAGAGUGAAAUAUCCAUAAACAGAGAUGAAAAGUAAAAAGAUAAAGCAUGGUUGUAUGAGGAUUUUGUAAAGAUUUUGGGGUGUAAGGACCAAGUGUACAAAACUCUUUCUAGCAGUUGUAAGGUCCAUGGGACGAUUAACCUGGUCUGAAUUGAAUUCAACGUUGAGACUUUCUAUAAUCCUUGGUGAUACUCAUAUCCUGUAUUUUUUUAUUGGUAUGCUGAUGUACUCACAAUUUUAUUAGAUUUGACAUUUUUUUCUGAUGCA
This is a messenger RNA of Trifolium pratense (red clover), 3217 nucleotides long. RefSeq names its product SART-1 family protein DOT2. The transcript has 12 exons. The record is from RefSeq and is a predicted model, not a curated record. Gene Ontology annotation, biological process: mRNA cis splicing, via spliceosome; maturation of 5S rRNA. Gene Ontology annotation, cellular component: U4/U6 x U5 tri-snRNP complex. Lineage: Eukaryota; Viridiplantae; Streptophyta; Magnoliopsida; Fabales; Fabaceae. The coding region runs from base 193 to 2931 and encodes 912 amino acids.